GACGCCUUGCCCCGCCCCAGUCCGGCCGUGGCGCGGUUUCGGGCGGCUGCUUGGAGGGCUGGGGUAUCCAGGGCAUGAGCGGGGUGUGGGAGACCGGGGAGCCUCGGUGCCAGGCGGCGCUCGCGGUCCUGGCCUCGCUGUGCCGGGCUCGGCCGCCUCCUCUCGGGCUGGACGUGGAGACUUGUCGGAGCUUCGAGCUAGAGCCCCCAGAGCGGAGUCCGAGCGCUGCCGACGCAGGCACCUCUGUCAGCCUCCUCACAGUGGUAGUUAUUGUGUGUGGCGUGGCCCUGGUGGCAGUUUUUCUCUUUCUCUUUUGGAAGCUGUGCUGGAUGCCCUGGAGGAACAAGGAGGCCUCCAGCCCCUCCUCUGCUAACUCCUCCCCGGAGGCCCUCCAGAGCCCCAGCUCCAGAGGCAACAUGGCGGACAAGCUGAAAGACCCCAACACCCUGGGCUUCCUAGAGGCAGCCGUGAAGAUCAGCCACACGUCCCCAGAUAUCCCUGCCGAGGUGCAGAGGUCGGUCAAAGAGCACAUCAUGCGUCAGACACGGCUGCAGCGACAGACCACAGAGCCAACGUCAUCCACCAGGCACACGUCCUUCAAGCGCCACCUGCCACGGCAGAUGCAUGUCUCCAGCGUGGACUACGGCAAUGAGCUGCCCCCUGCGGCGGAGCAGCCCACCAGCAUUGGCCGCAUCAAGCCCGAGCUCUACAAGCAGAAGUCAGUGGAGGGGGACGAUGCCAAAACUGAGGCCAAGACCUGCGGGAAGAUCAACUUCAGCCUGCGCUACGACUACGAGAACGAGACCUUGAUCGUGCGCAUCCUGAAGGCCUUCGACCUCCCCGCCAAGGACUUUUGUGGCAGCUCUGACCCUUACGUCAAGAUCUACCUCUUGCCUGAUCGCAAAUGCAAGCUGCAGACACGGGUGCACCGGAAGACCCUGAACCCCACCUUCGAUGAGAACUUUCACUUCCCCGUGCCCUAUGAGGAGCUGGCUGACCGCAAGCUGCAUCUCAGUGUCUUCGACUUUGACCGCUUCUCCCGCCAUGACAUGAUUGGGGAGGUCAUCCUGGACAACCUCUUUGAGGCCUCUGACCUGUCCCAGGAAACCUCCAUCUGGAAGGACAUCCAGUACGCAACCAGUGAAAGCGUGGAUUUGGGAGAGAUCAUGUUCUCCCUCUGCUACCUGCCCACAGCAGGCAGGCUCACCCUCACUGUGAUCAAAUGUCGGAACCUCAAGGCGAUGGACAUCACAGGCUACUCAGAUCCAUACGUCAAAGUGUCCCUGCUUUGUGACGGGCGGAGACUGAAGAAGAAGAAAACCACCAUAAAGAAGAACACCCUCAACCCCGUCUACAAUGAGGCCAUCAUCUUUGACAUUCCCCCGGAGAAUAUGGAUCAAGUCAGUCUGCUCAUCUCGGUUAUGGAUUAUGAUCGAGUGGGCCACAACGAGAUCAUAGGAGUCUGUCGUGUGGGGAUCAGUGCCGAAGGCCUGGGCAGGGACCACUGGAACGAGAUGCUGGCAUACCCGCGGAAGCCCAUCGCACACUGGCACUCCUUGGUGGAGGUAAAGAAAUCCUUCAGAGAGUGGCAGGGCCGAGCCGCCAGCUUCGACAGCGAGAGCUCGUGCCCGUCUCCGAGACCACCUCCGACACCCUGAGCUGCACGCUGGCCGGGCCACACCAACGAGACUCAGCAGGGUUCUUUUUGCACUUGUUCAACCGUCUAAAGACAGUGCUGUGCAGCAGUGGCGGUAGGGGCAGUGCCUCUCACUCCAGAGUCUUAGCUGCCCCGUGUAGGUCAAGGCCGAGACAAUUGUCGUGUGGUCGGAUCUGUCUUAGUCUUUUCUGUCUCCCAAGGUGAUGUUUUUCUGGUUCUUUCACUUUUUAUGGAUCUGCUGUCAGGAAGAAAAGAAGAGAAAAAAAAAAAAAAAGAGGGGAGAGCCCCGACAUUGGUUCUAUUAAAUACAGUGUAACAUAGUCGUCUUUGAGGGGGAGGUGGUUUGAGUUUCUGAAAUUUUGUGUCUCCACUGAACUCCCUAACCCCGGAGGAGAGGGAAGUGGGAUGGGCAAUGGCUACUUUGUUAAGUGGGCUUCGGCGAAGAACCUUUACAAAGGCUACUACUUACGACUCUUAGAAGCGCUUUGCUGAUGUGACAUAAACCGAGAUGUGGACUCCUGGCCCCAUGUUGAAAUUGGGAGCAUUCCGAGCUAUCUGUGAACCUUCAGCUGGUCGUGCAGGGCUCCUCUCUCCCAGUCCUCGUGAAUUGAACAUGUCUUGAUUCCUCAUGGGAACUGAGUCACUUCCUUUAGGAAUAAUUCUGUUGAAACGAACAUGCCCUAUGUUUUCUGGCGCGCCACAGUUAAUGACCAUAUUUGUUUGAAAACAAGAUCUUUGUUCU
Messenger RNA from Delphinapterus leucas (beluga whale), 2399 nucleotides. RefSeq names its product synaptotagmin 6 (gene SYT6). NCBI's taxonomy places the organism in Eukaryota, Metazoa, Chordata, Mammalia, Artiodactyla, Monodontidae. Gene Ontology annotation, biological process: calcium-ion regulated exocytosis. The record is from RefSeq and is a predicted model, not a curated record. Gene Ontology annotation, molecular function: phosphatidylserine binding; SNARE binding; calcium-dependent phospholipid binding. Gene Ontology annotation, cellular component: plasma membrane; exocytic vesicle.